Messenger RNA from Dentiscutata erythropus, 345 nucleotides. NCBI's taxonomy places the organism in Eukaryota, Fungi, Glomeromycota, Glomeromycetes, Diversisporales, Gigasporaceae. The record is from the annotation of a GenBank genome assembly.
AAAAAGCAUUCUAAGAUAGGAGAACGCAAUAUUAAAUGCGAUAAUAUAUUUCUUUUCGAAUAUCAUUUAAAUGAGCCAAAAUAUAGAAUAGUUCGAGAUUUUUAUAAAUAUCUUGCCCAAGACAAAUCAAAGCUCUAUUAUAAAGAUGUCAUAUUUUCUUCACUAUCUCCUGAUAAAAUCCCAGAUCCCAAAAAGUUUAAUGCUAAAAGAAAAAUUCCACUAGAUAUUUGCGAAAAUGCUACUCACAUUGUUCUCUUUAAUGGUGGGGGCUCUAUUCAAAAACUUGCAGAUAUUAUAAGUUCUUACACUGAUGUAGAUCCGCGAAAAGCUUCAAAAAUUAUUUGA